Messenger RNA from Populus nigra (black poplar), 541 nucleotides. RefSeq names its product histone H4. Gene Ontology annotation, biological process: nucleosome assembly. The record is from RefSeq and is a predicted model, not a curated record. Bases 62 to 373 code for a protein of 103 amino acids. The transcript has a single exon. Gene Ontology annotation, molecular function: DNA binding; protein heterodimerization activity; structural constituent of chromatin. NCBI's taxonomy places the organism in Eukaryota, Viridiplantae, Streptophyta, Magnoliopsida, Malpighiales, Salicaceae. Gene Ontology annotation, cellular component: nucleosome.
UCUACCUCAUCAAAUCAAAUCACAUUGAAUCAAAAAACAAAAGUCAAAAUCUCGUAAAAAAAUGUCAGGGAGAGGAAAGGGAGGCAAGGGAUUGGGAAAGGGAGGGGCCAAGAGGCAUCGUAAGGUUCUUCGUGAUAACAUCCAGGGUAUCACCAAGCCUGCGAUCCGUCGUCUAGCAAGGCGUGGUGGUGUCAAGCGUAUCAGUGGUCUUAUCUACGAGGAGACCAGAGGCGUGCUCAAGAUCUUCCUGGAGAAUGUGAUUCGUGAUGCUGUAACCUACACAGAGCACGCACGCCGCAAGACAGUGACUGCUAUGGAUGUCGUGUAUGCUUUGAAGAGGCAAGGCCGUACUCUUUAUGGUUUUGGUGGUUAAAGGAAUUUGGGGAUUUUCUGGGCUAGUGGUCGAUUUAGGGUGUUUUGUUUGUUCUUGUUAGGUACGUGGGUUGAUAGGCUUUAGGUAGACGUCUAAUUCUUGUAUUUUCAAAGCUGCAAGUGUCUCUCUCUUGAUGCUUGAUAAAUGAAAUGCUCCUUUUCCUUUUUA